Molecule: messenger RNA, 2536 nt
Organism: Onychomys torridus (southern grasshopper mouse)
Lineage: Eukaryota; Metazoa; Chordata; Mammalia; Rodentia; Cricetidae
Gene: Slc8b1
Product: solute carrier family 8 member B1
Exons: 15
Coding region: 74-1831 (585 amino acids)
Biological process (GO): intracellular calcium ion homeostasis; calcium export from the mitochondrion
Cellular component (GO): membrane
Molecular function (GO): calcium:sodium antiporter activity
Source: RefSeq, a predicted model, not a curated record
CUGGAGUGGCCAGCUCUUUGUAACUGAAGCAAACCGAGGGUGCUCGCUGGUCCGGCCCCUUGGGGCCCCCCCGAUGGCAGGCAGAUGGCUGGAUCUGCGCUGGGCACCUGGCUUCCUCUGUAUGCCUCUGAUAAUGGAGAUGGCAUCUGGGGCCAGAGACCCAUCCACAAAGGCCCAUGAGCACAUCCAGUUUGGGGCCCCAGGUGUCAACCUGACUGCCAUGGCAGACUGCCGCGCCGUGUGUAGCCUGAACACUUCUGACCGCUGCGACUUUAUCAGGAUGAAUCCCGACUGCCACAGUGAGGGGGGCUACCUGGACUACCUCGAGGGCAUCUUCUGUCACUUCUCCCCUAACCUUCUCCCUCUGGCCAUCACUCUCUAUGUUUUCUGGCUUCUUUACCUCUUUCUGAUCCUGGGAGUCACCGCAGCCAAGUUCUUCUGUCCUAAUUUGUCAGCCAUCUCCACCAAUCUCAAGCUCUCCCACAACGUGGCAGGUGUCACCUUCUUGGCGUUUGGGAACGGUGCCCCAGAUAUCUUCAGCGCCCUUGUGGCUUUCUCAGACCCACGCACUGCUGGCCUGGCCAUCGGGGCUCUGUUUGGCGCAGGGGUGCUGGUCACCACUGUGGUGGCCGGGGGCAUCACCAUCCUGCAUCCCUUCAUGGCUGCCUCCAGGCCCUUCCUCAGGGACAUCUCUUUCUAUAUGGUGGCUGUGUUCCUAACCUUCACUGCGCUCUAUCUCGGCAGGAUCACACUGGCAUGGGCACUGGGUUACCUGGGUCUCUACGUGUUCUAUGUGGUCACGGUCAUCCUCUGCACUUGGGUCUACCAGCGGCAGCGUAGCAUGUCUUUGGUCCACUCCAUGCCUGAGACGCCAGAGAUGCUGUCUGAUUCAGAAGAGGACCAGGUGUCUUCCAACACCAACAGCUAUGACUAUGGAGAUGAAUACCGGCCUCUGUUGCUGGGUCAGGAGACCACUGCCCAGAUCCUGAUCCAAGCCCUGAAUCCCUUGGACUACAGGAAGUGGAGGACCCAGUCCAUGUCCUGCAAGCUCCUGAAGGUGGUCAAGUUGCCUGUGGAGUUCUUGUUACUGCUCACAGUACCCGUCGUGGACCCCGACAAGGAUGAUCGAAAUUGGAAGCGGCCACUCAACUGUCUGCAGCUGGUCAUCAGCCCCCUGGUCCUGGUCCUGACCCUGCAGUCGGGGGUCUAUGGCAUCUAUGAGAUCAGCGGCCUCCUUCCUGUCUGGGCUGUGGUGGUGAUCGUGGGCACAGCCCUGGCCUCAGUGACUUUCUUUGCCACUUCUAACAGAGAGCCCCCUAGACUGCACUGGCUCUUUGCUUUUCUGGGCUUCCUGACCAGCGCCUUGUGGAUCAACGCAGCUGCCACUGAGGUGGUGAACAUCUUGCGGUCCCUGGGCGUGGUCUUCCGUCUGAGCAACACUGUGCUAGGACUCACCCUCCUGGCCUGGGGGAACAGCAUUGGAGAUGCGUUCUCAGAUUUCACACUGGCCCGCCAGGGCUACCCUCGGAUGGCAUUCUCCGCCUGUUUUGGUGGCAUCAUUUUCAACAUCCUGGUGGGCGUAGGACUAGGCUGCUUGCUGCAGAUCGCCCGGAAUCAUGCUGCAGAGGUGAAGCUGGAGCCAGAUGGACUGCUGGUGUGGGUGCUGGCCAGUGCCCUGGGGCUCAGCCUGGUCUUCUCUCUGGUCUCCGUCCCACUUCAGUGCUUCCAGCUCAGCAAGGCCUAUGGCCUCUGCCUGCUCCUCUUCUAUGUCACUUUCCUUGUUGUGGUCCUACUCACGGAAUUUGGGGUGAUUCACUUGAAGAGGGUCUGACUGACUGAAGCUGCUUGGCCUGGGGGUUUAGGGGUGAUUCCCCUAGCCUCCUGAUGGGAGAACUGGAGGGGGAACCCUCUGUAGUUCCCAUGUGGCUCCCGAGAAGGUGGUCCGUCACUGCCAGGGCAGAGUUCCAUGUGGACCGGAAGGUCCUGACUGCCGGCACCCAACAGCCUUAUUGUGGGGAUUUGGAGGCUGGCUAUACUGGGGACCACCCCAGGUGGCCAGGACCGGACUUUGACUGACUGCAGAGGCCCCGGAGAGGGCAGCCUGUCAGCCCCCAUCACUGCUGGGCUUUGGGUAGCCCCGUACCUCUCCCUCUUACGCUCUCCCACACCAGUGUUACAGUCAAAGGAAACAGGUCAAGUUAAGUGUUAACAGUCAGAGGAUACAGGUCAAGUGAAAGGUUGUACACGGUACUGAGCCAGCUGGCUCAGAACCACCUGGGCCCUGCCCUGCCCACCGAGUGGCUGCCACAUUGGAUUGUGGAUCUGGACUCUUCUAGAAUUUUGUGUCCAGAACUCUGGCUCCCCAACCUACAAAACAGGAGCCAGCUUGGGUCCUGUGCCUACCUCAAGGGGAGCCAGGGGGAGGGCCCCUCCACAGGGGCUUCUUACAAGUGGUGUGACCAGCCUUUUUAAAAUGCCACUCACUCCCCAGACUGCUUUCAGCUGUAAUUAAGAGACUUGAUUGUUGUUUUGUUUU